Molecule: messenger RNA, 2334 nt
Organism: Panicum virgatum (switchgrass)
Lineage: Eukaryota; Viridiplantae; Streptophyta; Magnoliopsida; Poales; Poaceae
Product: delta(24)-sterol reductase-like
Exons: 3
Coding region: 339-2093 (584 amino acids)
Biological process (GO): steroid metabolic process
Cellular component (GO): membrane; cytoplasm
Molecular function (GO): FAD binding; oxidoreductase activity, acting on the CH-CH group of donors, NAD or NADP as acceptor
Source: RefSeq, a predicted model, not a curated record
AGCCCAGCUCUCCUCUCUCUUCUUCUUCUUUUUUUUCCUCCACGUCAGGACUCGCUUAGCUAUAAACUCAAUUAUUGUACUUGCCCUGAUACUAUGCAUCGUCCUCCACAUUUUCCUCGCCCACAUUUCUUUAAUCUCCUGCAGAUGCAGAGACGCAGAUGCCGACGCCGGGGCGGCUUUAGCCACCACUACUAUAAGAGAAGAGGACGACGCCCAGCUCUCUGUGUCCGCCUUCACCUAGCUUAGCAGCUUAGCCUGGCAUCUAUCCUCUCCUCCGACCUCAGUCCUUCCUUCCUCUCUGCCGCCGGCACAGGUGAGCUAGCAGCAGCAGCAGGCAUAUGGAUUCGUCGGCAGCAGCAACGACGACGAUGCCCCGGCCUGUGGUGCGACCCAAGAGGAAGAAGGUUCUGGUGGACUACCUGGUGACAUUCCGAUGGAUCCCCGCCAUCUUCGUGGCCCUUCCCCUCUCCGCUCUCAUCCACCUCUGCAUCUACAUCGGCGGCGUGCUGGCCUCCAUCAAGUCCGAGGAGCGCCGGCGCAGGGAGCACGAGGAGAACGUCGCCAAGGUCGUGAGGCGCCUCAAGCAGAGGGAUCCCAAGAGGGACGGCCUCGUCUGCACGGCCAGGAAGCCAUGGGUGGUGGUGGGGAUGCGCAACGUCGACUACAAGCGCGCCCGCCGCUUCGAGGUCGACCUCUCCGCGUUCCACAACAUCCUGGAGAUCGACACCGAGAGGAUGGUCGCCAGGGUGGAGCCCCUCGUCAGCAUGGGCCAGCUCACCAAGGUCACCUGCCCCAUGAACCUCUCCCUCGCCGUGGCCCCCGAGUUCGACGACCUCACCGUCGGCGGCCUCAUCAACAGCUACGGCAUCUCGGGGAGCUCGCACAUCUACGGCCUCUUCUCCGACACGGUCGUGGCCAUGGAGGUGGUCCUGGCGGAUGGCCGGGUCGUGAGGGCCACCAAGGACAACGAGCACUCGGACCUCUUCUACGGCAUGCCAUGGUCGCAGGGCACCAUCGGCUUCGUGGUCGCGGCGGAGAUCAAGCUCAUUCGCAUCAAGGAGUACAUGAGGCUGACCUACACUCCGGUGAGGGGGACGCUCAAGGAGAUAGCGCAGGCCUACGCAGACUCCUUCUCCUUCUCGUUCAGCAGCAGCAGCAGAGACGAUGCUGGUGGUGAUUCCAAAAAGCAGCAGCAGGUCCCUGACUUCGUGGAAGGCAUGGUGUACUCCCCCUCCGAAGGCGUGAUGAUGACCGGCGUGUACGCCACGGCGGAGGAGGCCAAGAAGAAGGGCAACCGGAUCAACCGCGUGGGCUGGUGGUUCAAGCCCUGGUUCUACCAGUACGCCCAGACGGCUCUGAAGCGGGGCGAGUUCGUGGAGUACAUCCCCACGAGGGAGUACUACCACCGGCACACCAGGUCCCUCUACUGGGAGGCCAAGCUCAUCAUCCCUUUCGCCGACCAGUUCUGGUUCAGGUUCCUGCUCGGCUGGCUCAUGCCGCCCAAGAUCACCUUGCUCAAGAUCACCCAGGGGGAGGCCAUCAGGAACUACUACCAUGACAACCAUGUCAUCCAGGACGUGCUGGUGCCGCUGCACAAAGUCGGAGAAGUGCUCGAAUUUGGGCACCGAGAACUGGAGGUCUACCCUGUUUGGCUCUGCCCUCAUCGCCUGUUCAAGGCCCCCGUGAAGGCGAUGGUGCAGCCGGAACCAGGGUUCGAGCAGCAUCCCCGGCAGGGCGACAGCAGCUACGCCCAGAUGUACACCGACGUGGGCUUCUACUACGCCCCCGGCGCCGUGCUGCGCGGCGAGGAGUUCGACGGCGCCGAGGCGGUGCGGAAGCUGGAGCAGUGGCUCAUCAGCAACCACGGGUACCAGGCGCAGUACGCCGUGUCGGAGCUCAGCGAGAAGGACUUCUGGAGGAUGUUCGACCCCUCCCACUACGACCACUGCCGCCGCAAGUACGGCGCCGUGGGCACCUUCAUGAGCAACUACUACAAGUCCAAGAAGGGGAGGAAGACGGACAAGGAGGUCAGGGAGGCGGAGGCGGAGGCCAUCGUCGAAGCUGCUGCUGCCGAGGCAGACGCCGCCGAAUGAUCCAGCUCCAACUGCAGUCCAGUCCAAUAACGCAUAGCAUGCUUUUAGUUUAGUUUAAUGAAUGAAUUGUAGUAGGCUGCCAGUAUGCAUGCAUGCAUGCAUCCAGAUGAAUGAUGUGUGUCCGUUCCGUUGUUUGUUUCCCACCCAACUGCAGCUCAACUGAAUGUUGCAAUAAUAAAAUAAAGCAGCAAGCAAGCAGUUGUUUCUGCUCUGCUUGCUCCCUCUGUUGAUCAGCGUCAAA